Xenopus laevis (African clawed frog) is the source of this 1918-nucleotide messenger RNA. It is a transcript of the gene cfap157.L, whose product is annotated as cilia and flagella associated protein 157 L homeolog. The record is from RefSeq and is a predicted model, not a curated record. Gene Ontology annotation, molecular function: microtubule binding. The transcript has 9 exons. Lineage: Eukaryota; Metazoa; Chordata; Amphibia; Anura; Pipidae. Gene Ontology annotation, biological process: sperm axoneme assembly. Gene Ontology annotation, cellular component: ciliary basal body; cilium. The coding region runs from base 1 to 1566 and encodes 521 amino acids.
AUGCCUCCCAAGAAAAAGGGCAAGCGAGGCGCCAGCUCCAAGACAAAGGAGAAAGAGGCGGUGAAGGUGGUAUCGGAGGGCAUUUCCGAGCAAACGAAAGAAUGUUAUGAGGUGCAGAUCCGAGAUCUGGAGGGACGACUGGAACGGUAUCAGAGUAAAUGGGAUGAAAUCUGUGCAAAGGAGCAUUUGAAGGAGUCCCAGUAUGAAAAGUUGUCCAACGACAAGAAGGAGAUUGUCUCCUUUCUAAAACGUACCCUAAACCAGCGCAUGGAUGAGAUUGCUGACUUGAAUGACCAACUUUUGGGUCUCCAGCAGGCUAAAGAUGCAGAGAAGGAUGCGUAUGAGGCUCAGCUGGCUCAGGUGCGACAUGAACUGCAAGACACUAAGGAGCGGCUCACCUCAGAGAAUAUGCUCCUAGCGGGGAAGCUGGCAUCAUUAGAGGAGUUCAGAGUGCAAAAAGAAGAGCUUAUGGGCAAAUUUGCCACUUUAGAGGAGAAACUAAAAGAUCAAGAGCAGGAACACAAAGAGACAAUGUAUAUUCUGGAGAAGAAGGCUGUGCUGGACAAGGACAGACUAAAGAAAGAGAUGGUACAGCGUGUCAGUACAGUGGCUGCUGAAUUCCGCAGAGAAUCCAACAAUCAGAUGGCAGAGACUACAAAACGUGCCAUCCGAGAGAACGUUUCCAUCAGCUUACAGCUUUCCAAGAUGUCUGACAAAAGCAUAGAGCUAAUUAGUGAGAACGAUCUCCUGAAAGAUCGCAAUUCAGAACUCACUAAGCAGCUUGAGGUGCUGGAAGAGAAUGAGAAGGAGCUGGUGAAGAACAAUCUCAGUAACCAAAAGGUGAUACGAAUGCUGACGGACAAAUGCCAGCAGCAGCAGGAGACGUUGGACUUGUUGGAACACACACAACAUGCCCUAAAUGAGCUUCAAUCUGAACAGCAUAAUCUAAAACAUGAAUCCCAACAACUCAAGCAGAAACUGCUGUCCUUUGAAAAUGAAUUGCACAAAACCACACAGGAUAAGGAGGGCCUGAGCAGACAGCUAGAGGAAGAGAAACAAAGGAGACUUGCAGUUGACAUGAUCCUAAGCCAAGCAGCUGCAUCUCUGAAGGAUAUGCUCUUGCAGAAACAUGGUGAAGAUGAAACUGAAAUGAUGCAGCUGGAGAGAAGGAACAAGAUGCUGCAGCAGCUGCAGUUACUGCUGGACAGUUCGGCUACAUUAGGCCUUGGAUCCAGUUUACAUGAAUUUGAGACAAAACAAGGUCAUAGCCUGAAAUCUCCCAAAGCUAACAGACAACCUGUCUCACCUAUAUUGAAAGGCCCAGGAGUCACGGCCCAUUAUCGAAUAGGAGACUUGGGUUUGGUGCCCAGACAAGAUCUAUCUAAUGCAGUCCUCAGCAAAACUGGCAUGCUAUCCAAAAUCACCAAACUUGGACCCUUAAGAGGGACUUCUGGAAUGUCUAAGGAGCUACUCUCAUGGACCCAGGAAGAAAAACAAAUAAAGCAACCGGCUUUGCCUGAUAUCUCUGCAGGGCCACCCAGCAAAACACUACUAAUGGCUAAAUAGUACACAGACAUGACUAAAUAAAAGAAGCAGAAAAGAACCCAUUUUUGAAUAUCAAGUGUUCUACUGUAUAUGUGGAGGACUGGCUUCACUGGAUCAGUUAAAUCAUGUUACACACAGUGAUGGGUUAGUAAUGAGAGAUUGACUAAGGUCAGUGACAUACAACCAGACAUUUAGCAUGUGUGAUAAAACAGAGUUGAUACCUAUGACAAAUAGAAAAAUAAAUGAUACAUUUUAGAAACUAUAGUUAAAAAAUAGAAUGCAAAUUUUGAUUUAACUUAUAAGGUUUGCCAUUUUGUGUAACAACCUGUUUCUUAAAGUGCCAAUACAAAAGUCAAUAAACUCAUCUCCUCCA